Mesocricetus auratus (golden hamster) is the source of this 2095-nucleotide messenger RNA. It is a transcript of the gene Cygb, whose product is annotated as cytoglobin. The coding region runs from base 149 to 721 and encodes 190 amino acids. The transcript is spliced from 4 exons. NCBI's taxonomy places the organism in Eukaryota, Metazoa, Chordata, Mammalia, Rodentia, Cricetidae. Gene Ontology annotation, biological process: oxygen transport. The record is from RefSeq and is a predicted model, not a curated record. Gene Ontology annotation, molecular function: iron ion binding; oxygen binding; heme binding.
GCUCGCUCCCUCCUUCCCUCCCUCCCUCCCUGCCUCCGGCGCUCUACUCCGCGCCCUCCCGCCAGCCCGCCUCGCACGCACCGGCCUCGGCUCUUGCUCCCCGCUCCCGCCGCCUAGCGAAGCCGCGCUGGGCUCGGAGCUGCUGCUCAUGGAGAAAGUGCCAGGCGACAUGGAGAGAGAGCGCAGGGAGCGGAGCGAGGAGCUGUCCGAGGCGGAGAGGAAGGCGGUGCAGGCUACGUGGGCCCGGCUGUAUGUCAACUGCGAGGACGUGGGGGUGGCCAUCCUGGUGAGGUUCUUCGUGAACUUCCCAUCAGCCAAGCAGUACUUCAGCCAGUUUAGGCACAUGGAGGACCCCUUGGAGAUGGAGAGGAGUCCCCAGCUGCGGAAACACGCCUGCCGGGUCAUGGGGGCCCUCAACACCGUCGUGGAGAACCUGCAUGACCCAGACAAGGUGUCCUCUGUGCUCGCCCUGGUCGGCAAAGCCCACGCCCUCAAGCACAAGGUGGAGCCUGUGUACUUCAAGAUUCUCUCUGGGGUCAUUCUGGAGGUGAUCGCCGAGGAGUUUGCCAAUGACUUCCCUCCUGAGACGCAGAAAGCCUGGGCCAAGCUGCGUGGUCUCAUCUACAGCCAUGUGACCGCCGCCUACAAGGAAGUGGGCUGGGUACAGCAGGUCCCCAACACUGCCACUCCCUCGACCACACCACCCUCUUCGGGGCCAUAGGACUCCUCCCGGCUCCCCCGUCCCUGGCAGCACUUUGGGCAGAAGGCUGAAUUCUGAAGACACUCCUUGACCUUCCAUUCCUGGGUGCCAAGGAAGCUGGAGGAAUCCCGACUCAACUCCCCGAAAGGAGGCUUUCCUCACGGCCCUGGCCCCCCCAGGCUGCUGGGAAGGGUGGGGCUGGCUACCUUGAUGCUGAACCUGGCAGGGGGGGACCCCUCUGCCUCUCAGUAGGGGGUGCCCAUGUCUUAGCUUUUCUACUUACUGUUAGAGAGGGGCCUAGCAAGGGAAGCCAGGACAAGCCCGUGAGUCACUUGGGAAAGGAACUAGGCCUGCCUCAUUCUGCCCACCAGCAUGCGGGUUCACGUCACAUCCCUAGAGUAUCACGCACACACGUCUACCAUAUAUACAGAUAUAUUCUAUAUACGAUCUCUAUAUAAAUAUAUAUAAAUAUAUACAUACUUAUCUAUCGCGUGUACCUGCAGGCCCAGAAGCCUCAGACCCGCCCGGCUGUGGGAGGCCAGGAGGAGUCCUGGGCACGCUUGCUCCUGGGGGGCUCUCGGGAAGCCAGGGAGAAAUCCUGCAACAGCACCAGAGGAUGGGGCCAGGCAGCAGAGUUGGGGUGACUCGGCUUGUCCCUAUAACUAAGUGCUCUGCACUCCUGCCCCUCUGGAAAAAAUAGAGAGAAAGAAAGAAAAAGGAAAACAGAAAAAAUCUGGUUUGCCAGGUGUAGUGGCAGGAACCUGCAAUCCCAGAGCUUGGGAGGCCCCAGGGUGUGGAAUCAUUGCAAAUUUGAGGUCAGGUGGCCUCUACCUGGUCUCGAUGAUGGUGAGCUUCAGGCUAGCCUGAGCUACACAGGGAGACCCUGUCUCAAACAGAACAAAAUAAUAUCUGACUCCUCUCCCCUUCCCAAGGGUCUGGCUGACUGACUUGCCCUAAAAAAGGACAUGGACCAGGGCACACCAAGAGCUCAGAAGACCCCAGUGGGGUGGCAGCCAGUGUGUGUGUGUGUGUGUAUGGGUGGGGGCAGUCUGAGUGAAGGACCCAGGAAUGUCCACAUCACCGGCUCACUUCAGCCGGGCCGCAGGAACGGGGAUGCCAUCCUCAGUGGACACCCAGGGCCUCUCCCUCCUGGCCUACUCCAGGCCACCAGGCCAUCCUCCCCACCUAGUCUCCUAGGAUAACACUGCUGGGGACCCCGAGGGUCCCCCUGGUCACAUUACUGUCCUGGAGGAUGUCUUGCUGCCGUGGCUACCGUGCCUGCAUUCCUUCCUGUCUGUUCUCACGCAGCCUUCCUGUGACCGCCUGUCUUUUUUUGUAGUUUCUGAUGUUUGUAACCAGACCCAGCUGUGUCAUUAAACAGGUCCAUUCUUCCUG